AUGUCGCCUCCAUAUCCUUUCUUGCGCCUAGUCGCAAGCAACGCCCAGUGUCCUCGCAGAUUCAAUCUCCACGUUCCUUGUUACGUGAAGCCAAACGCCUCCGCUCGCCGAACAGGUAUUACAGCUGUGGGAACUGAUAGGGUCGAGGUUUCGGUGGCUGCAGUCCCACGCGAUGGGGCAGCUAAUACCGCAGUGUCGCAUGUUCUCGCAGAGAUCUUCAAUGUCCCAAAAUCGAGUGUGGAGGUCAUUCGAGGCGCGAAGUCCCGAGAGAAAACAUUGUGUAUCGCCGAUCUCGAGAUUGGAGACGACGAAGAAACAUAUUUGCAGCGUGCGACACAGCUACUACAGGCCGCCAUCAAAAUGCGAAAAAGCUAG
Messenger RNA from Penicillium bovifimosum, 375 nucleotides. Its product is annotated as DUF167 domain-containing protein. The transcript has 2 exons. Gene Ontology annotation, cellular component: cytoplasm. NCBI's taxonomy places the organism in Eukaryota, Fungi, Ascomycota, Eurotiomycetes, Eurotiales, Aspergillaceae. The record is from RefSeq and is a predicted model, not a curated record. The coding region runs from base 1 to 375 and encodes 124 amino acids.